UUCCUCCAAUUAUUUAUAUAUAGAAUCUGUAUUCUCACUCUAUAUUUCGUGCGAUCUUCUUCCCCAUCCUCCUAAGUUGAGCUAAUAAAUUCAUUCCCAAAAAUAGUAAGAAUUUCUCAUCCACUUCAACAUAUUCACACCAUGGAAGUAGCUGAAGACAUAGUGAUUGUGGGAGGUGGAGUGGCUGGACUCGCCACAUCCUUAGGACUUCACAGAUUGGGUAUAAGAAGCAUAGUAUUGGAAGCAUCGGAUGAUUUGAGGAGUGCAGGAUAUGCGUUGGCGACAUUUACGAAUGCUUGGAAGGCAUUAGAUGCCUUGGGAAUUGGUGACCUUUUGCGGCAACACCAUAAAAGGCUUCAUGGGAAUGUGACCAAGUCAGCAAUCUCGGGACUUCAAACUUCAGAAUUGCCAUUUCAGGCCAAAGGGAAACACAGCGGAGACCAUGAAGUUCGGUGUCUGAAAAGGAAGUUGCUCUUAGAAGCCCUUGCAAAGGAACUCCCAACUGGGACCAUUAGGUACUCCUCCAAGGUUGUCAACAUUGAGGAAUCAGGCUUCUUUAAGCUGCUGCAUCUUGCUGAUGGAACCAUCCUCAAAACAAAGGUGUUGGUUGGGAGUGAUGGAGUGAACUCAGUGGUGGCAAAUUGGUUGGGCUUCAAGAAACCAGCUUUUGCAGGGAGAUAUGCCAUCAGAGGCUCUGUAGAUUUCAAGCGUAGCCAUGGAUUUGAGCCCAAGUUCAUGCAGUUCUUUGGAAAAGGUAUUCGGUCGGGUGCCAUCCCCAUCGAUGAUACUACUAUUUAUUGGUUCAUCACUUGGACUCCAUCCACCCGAGAGGAAGAGCUAGAACAGGACCCAGCUAAAGUAAAGCAACUUCUCUUGAGUAAGCUUGGAAAAGUACCUGAUGAAGUAAGGGCUAUUAUAGAAAGCUCUGAACUGGAUGGUUUUAUAGCAUUGCCAUUGAGAUACAGGCAUCCAUGGGAGCUUCUUUGGGGAAAUAUCAGCAAAGGCAAUGUUUGUGUAGCCGGAGAUGCACUCCACCCCUUGACACCAGACAUUGGGCAAGGCGGCUGCUCCGCCUUGGAAGAUAGUGUUGUUUUAGCCAGGUGUCUUGGUGAAGCUUUACUGAAAAAACCAACUGGAGAAACAAAAGAGAAAGGUGAAAAAGAAAAAGAUGAAUAUGAGAGGAUUGUGAUGGGGUUGAAGAAGUAUGCCAGGGAGAGGGCAUGGAGAAGUAUUGAGCUCAUCAGUGUUUCUUAUAUAUCUGGAAUUAUACAGGAGAGUCAAGGAAAAAUGAUGACAUCCUUGAGAGACAAUGCCUUGGUUGGAUUCUUGGCAGGUUUCCUGUUGAAAAUGGCUGAUUUUGAUUGUGGGAAGCUUAUCAUUUCUUGAAUGCCAAGUUACAUGCAUACAUAUGUGUCUGUGUAAAGAUAUAUCAAGCUAGUUUUCUUUCCUCAUGAACAAUAAUAAAUCAGAUGGAGCGAUUGUGUUGUUUCUCUUCAGCAGGAAAAGUCAAUAAUUUUGUGAAUGCAAUAAUUAUUUCUUCGUUUCA
Messenger RNA from Corylus avellana, 1546 nucleotides. Its product is annotated as monooxygenase 2. Gene Ontology annotation, molecular function: FAD binding. The record is from RefSeq and is a predicted model, not a curated record. NCBI's taxonomy places the organism in Eukaryota, Viridiplantae, Streptophyta, Magnoliopsida, Fagales, Betulaceae.